Messenger RNA from Liolophura sinensis, 1149 nucleotides. RefSeq names its product galactosylceramide sulfotransferase-like. Gene Ontology annotation, cellular component: membrane. The record is from RefSeq and is a predicted model, not a curated record. Gene Ontology annotation, biological process: glycolipid biosynthetic process. Lineage: Eukaryota; Metazoa; Mollusca; Polyplacophora; Chitonida; Chitonidae. Gene Ontology annotation, molecular function: galactosylceramide sulfotransferase activity. The coding region runs from base 1 to 1149 and encodes 382 amino acids. The transcript has a single exon.
AUGGACAGAACGUGGUAUAGUGAAGCAGUAACCACGGCUAAGCACUUCAUAAGACAUAGUACCCAGCUGCUCUCCCAAAAACUACACCCAAACUUUGUCCAAACGUUAUCGUCAUCUUCUCUCGUCGACAGUGUUGCCACAAAUCAUCCACUGGACAACUCAGAUUUUGAAAGGAAAUGUCAAGCACAUCGCCAUAUUGGAUUCAUAAAGGUUCACAAAGCUGGGAGCAGCAGUGUGACAAAUAUUCUGUAUCGAUUCGGAAUGGCUAACAACCUUACGUUUGUACUUCCUCGACGUGAUGUGACGGUGACAUCGAUGCAAACUUCAAACUGGAGAAACAUACUUCCUCCUCCUCGCGGUAAACAGUUCGACAUUCUCUGUAGUCAUGCCGUAUACGUCAGAGCAGAAUUGACAAAACUACUUCCGGCGGACACGUUUUACAUUGCAAUUAUAAGACAGCCGUUUAGUCAUCUAGCAUCAUCUAUUUAUUACUAUUACAGAAGCAAAAUUCCUGGCCCAGGAAAAGUCAAAACGUAUCUGAAGAAUCCGUAUUAUUAUUCAAAUGUUGUGUUCAAUAAUUACUUACGGUCUUUCACGAACAAUUCUAUGUCUUAUGAACUUGGGCUUACGCAGAAGCAUGUCCGUGACAAAGGUAAAAUACAGACGUUUCUGAAGGCGGUGGAUGCUGAUUUUGGCUUGAUUCUGAUCAUGGAAUUAAUGGAUGAGUCGUUGGUUCUCCUCAGAAGAUAUCUGUGUUUGGAGUUUAAAGACAUUCUGUACAUCCCCAGGAACAAAAAUAACCUGAAACCACCGACAGGGAACAUAUCCGCCAGCCUCAGACAAAAGCACGUGGAGACAGACAUGGCUGAUUACAUGUUAUACGACUUCUUUUCCAAGAAGCUUCAAAAUCGGAUGACCGCGGCAGGGAAGGACUUUAUGCAAGAAGUGCGCGUGUUCAAGUCUGUCCUCACACAACUGAGGCAGUUCUGUUCUGGUCUCCACUCGCCAGAAGUGUCACAGUUGCACGUGACUAGCAAUCCGUGGAGCCGAAGCUUUAACAUUUCUCUCGACGAUUGUAAACUGUACCUGUUCAAUGGGAUUGAGAUUCUGAACUAUGUGAAACAUUACCAAUAUCCUGAUAGGUUUUAG